Messenger RNA from Trametes versicolor FP-101664 SS1, 797 nucleotides. RefSeq lists its product as uncharacterized. Gene Ontology annotation, biological process: positive regulation of neuron differentiation. Gene Ontology annotation, cellular component: nucleus. The record is from RefSeq and is a predicted model, not a curated record. The coding region runs from base 21 to 713 and encodes 230 amino acids. The transcript has 7 exons. Lineage: Eukaryota; Fungi; Basidiomycota; Agaricomycetes; Polyporales; Polyporaceae.
GCGUUUUCGACAAAUCGUUUAUGGCGUCCACCUCCGCCGGCCAGCAGCAGCCCGCCCAGGCCUCGUCCUCCGCCACCGCUGCUGCCGCCGCCGGGAACAGCACCCCCCUCCUCGCCACCGGCGACUGGACGAAGAGCCUCAUCCAGCUCGCCAAGACCGCAGAGCUCAAGAAGCAUGCCUUGCAAUUACAGCUACAUACUGCGCACAUACUCUCCGCGCAUGCCGCGCUAGAACAGAAGAACAAGGCGAUACAAGACCUGAAGGAGCAAAAGAACAAGCUCGAGAGCGAACGUGCACGCUUGUUGAACUGUCUACGAGAGGUUAACGAGGACCGUGACAAGACGGACAUCCAAGAAGCCACCCUAAAUAAAGAGGCCAACGAUCUGCAGGUCAAGAUCAAGGCCAUCUCGGAGGGCGAAUAUGCGGUCGCGAAACAAGACGUGGACAGGCUACGGCAGGAGCUAGGCCAGCCGGCACUCCCGAGCCUACAAUCCACGCUCGAAGAGAAGUCCGCGGAAUAUCUGAAAGCGCUCAGGUUACAGAACGACUCGUCAAACACCCCGACGGGCACAAAACGCGCUGGCGACGAGCUGGGUGCGGACGGCCAGCCGGUGAAGCGUCCACGCGGGCGGCCAAAGGGCAGCAAGAACUCGAAACCGAAGUCGAAGCCGUCGUCAACGCCUGCCCCAGGCGGGAGUGUGCCCCCAGUCUAGCCGCUCUGGUAGCUGCACCGCGAUCGAGAUUUCUUAUACGGACUUGUUGGGGGGACCACCUGUAGGAGUGUGUACGCUAUGUGA